UCUCAGCUAAAGCUAGUUACAACUCGUCCUUUCGAACAACAUCAAUUGACUACUUCACACAUCGAUCAACUACAUUAUUCUUCAACUACAUUAUGAAGCUCCUUUCCGUCCUUCUCUUUACAGCUGUAGCUCUGGGUGCAUCCCCUAGAUACUUUGAAGGAUCGUGGGGCUCUACCUAUGAAGAUGCACCUGUGAUUAGCUGUCAGGAUAGACCUGGACUGCGCUGCAACCCGUCGAUCGGACUUGACUGCUGUCCACUACUUGACUGUACUUCUGACUGCCCAGGGUGCUGGGGCUAUUGCCGGAAGAAUUAAGGAUUUAAAAGUUACCGGAGGCAUAUACUAUUACUAUACUCUCUUUGUCCAAGCUAAAUGUGUUGUUGGGUGGGCGACAUGUCAAGUCGAGGACUCGAAAUUGAGAACGCUGAAGCCUUGGGAUAGGUCUUGUCCUUGUAUCAAUAACGUACUAGGUUUCCCUACCUUAUCAUGCGAAUGCAAAGGCCUAAA
This is a messenger RNA of Aspergillus caelatus, 506 nucleotides long. RefSeq lists its product as uncharacterized. The coding region runs from base 93 to 314 and encodes 73 amino acids. The transcript has 2 exons. NCBI's taxonomy places the organism in Eukaryota, Fungi, Ascomycota, Eurotiomycetes, Eurotiales, Aspergillaceae. The record is from RefSeq and is a predicted model, not a curated record.